Messenger RNA from Rotaria sordida, 978 nucleotides. Lineage: Eukaryota; Metazoa; Rotifera; Eurotatoria; Philodinida; Philodinidae. The record is from the annotation of a GenBank genome assembly.
AUGUUAAUUGAUAAUUGCUUCAAGGGAAAUAUAUUAGAAAUAUUCAGGAUUGCUGGUCUUAAUCCAUCAGAUUCAAAUCCAUAUUCAUCAAUUAAAGAUUCAAAUAUAAAUGUAAUUGGAUUGAAUCAAGAUUGUAAUAGUUUAGUAAAUGGUAAUCCAUGGCGUAAUCCAUAUUCAAAUCCAUAUGUAUAUGAUGCAGCAACAGCUGUUGCUUUGGUUGGUUAUUCUCCUUAUGCAGCUGGUUAUUCUCCUCACAUGGAUUUAGCUGGUAGAAGAAAAAAUGCAACAAGAGAAACAACAGCUACAUUAAAAGCAUGGUUAUAUGAACAUAGAAAAAAUCCUUAUCCAACCAAAUCAGAAAAAGUUUAUUUAGCUAUAAUGACUAAAAUGACAUUAACACAAGUUUCAACUUGGUUUGCUAAUGCUAGAAGAAGAUUAAAAAAAGAAAAUAAAAUGACUUGGUCACCAAGAAAUAGAACAACUGAUGAUGAUGAUGAUCGAAAUGUUGAUCAAUCAAAUAGUGAUGGAUCUGAUGAUGAAUCAACUUCUCCAACAAUUCAAACAACAAAUCCAUCAUCAUUAUCAACAACAAUAACAGGAAUAAGAGGAACAACACCAAUACCAACAUCAACAACAACGACAUCACAAACAUCUUUUAUAUCAAAUAUACAUUAUUUAUCACCUCCAUUAACUCUUAUUCAACAUCAUCACAUUGAACAACAAAAUAUUCCUACAGAUGAAACAAAUCGAAAAAGAAAAUAUGAUGAAAAUGAUAUUCGAGAAAGGAAAAAACGUUGUGGAAUUUGGUCACUUGCAGAUAUGGCAGAAAAAAAUAAUAAAAAUAAUAAAAAUGAUACUUUUUUAGAAAAACAACAACAAACAAGAUCUUAUUCAAUAUCAUCAUCAUCAACAUCUUCAUCUCCAACAUCAUCAUCACAAGGUCAAACAAUAGUUGGUGCAUUUAAACCUUUCAAAUGA